AUUCUUUGAAAAUCUACUCUCUGUCUCUAGCAAAAUGGGAAUUUUUAUUUGUGCACGGCUCUUCACUUUUAUGAUAUUUCUCAAUUCUGUUCAAUCAAGUCUACAACCAUCACAUCAUAAUGAAGAACAUCCAACACCCCCUUCAACGCCAACCCGUUUCCAAAAUAAUGUUAGAUCAGUCAUAGUUGAUUUAGAUCAUGAAAGGUAUUCGCUACGCAUGGAUGAUGGAAGGAUUGUUCAAGUCACUCGAGAGGAGGCAGUGAGGUGGGGCGCAUUCUUACGAGGAUCAGGUCCAAGGCCCCUUCAUCAACAGCCGCCGCCACAAGAAGCGCCAUUGCAAGUUUCUCUCCAGGAUGGUGAUAUAUUGUACCGAGGUGUAUAUCCUGUUGGAAGAGUCCACGGUGUGACGAUUCAUGGAAUUGGUUCAGCUCCACCAAUAUACGAACCUCAGCAUGGUGAUGUAGUGAUACGCAGUGGAGCUCCUGUUGCAAAAUAUGAGAAUAAUGAGUGUCGCCCGUGGCGUCAUCAGUAUUUGGAAUAG
Molecule: messenger RNA, 541 nt
Organism: Belonocnema kinseyi
Lineage: Eukaryota; Metazoa; Arthropoda; Insecta; Hymenoptera; Cynipidae
Exons: 4
Coding region: 35-541 (168 amino acids)
Source: RefSeq, a predicted model, not a curated record